GAAGUCGGAAACUCCCGAACGUAAUUCAACGAGCCAAUCACAGCUCACCAAAAUUCCAACUGCUUUGUUGAUUCGUUGAAUUCCUGAAGCCUGAAAUUGUUUUGACACUUUUGAUAAUCAUGGCGUUCAAGAAGUGUUAUUUUAUGAUUAAUGAUCGUGAAUCGUAAUGAUUUCUUGUGAUUUUAUGCGAGUUUGGAUGUAAUUUACAAUAUUAUACAUCGCAGUGUUCGAGUAUAUAGAAUUUGUGAUCGAUAGAAGAAUUCCAGAUCGAAUUUAGCUGUCAAGGCUGUUCGUUAACGUGAAGAAGAACUAAACUGGUUGUAGUUUAGCUGCAUCUUUAACGAUAUCCGGUUUACGUUUCCUCUUCAUCGCAUCCUGGAAAAACAACUGUCGAUCGUUUCCGUUAGCCUUAUUCGGUGAUACUUUCGAUGUCAUAGGAGUCGAUAAAGAAACUCCAGACAAUACAUGACCAUCCUGAAAUACGAUAAAAGGAAUCGUUCUAUACGUGAUUUAUAUGUACCAAAGUUUCGAAAAAGGCUCCGUUGUCACCGGAUCUGGUGUAAUACAUCUACGUGGAAGAGAUAUCCUCGAAGUUAGACUUGUGAUCGUCGGUGUAGGAGUUUGCGGUCUUGAAUCAGUUUCCGUAUAACGGCGAAAUAGUACUUCUGGCACGAAGACGUCAUCGACAUCGUACUCCAGUGGAAUGCUGUUCUUUUCGAUUGUGAUACAUUUGCGCUCGAGUAUCUGGAAGGAAUCAGUUUUUACUUGUUAAACCAUCGAUAAAACGCUAUCAUCAUGCCUGUGCCCGAAGAAAAAACCAGUUCCCAUGAAGAAGCUCGACGAUUUCUAUCGCAGUCAUUCGCAUCAAUGGACGAUUUCAUCGAAGCUUAUAAAAAGUCGUUUCUAGAUAAAGCGAAAUCUAAAGAACUUUAUCUGCUCCUUUUAUCGGAACUGGAGAAAUCUGUUUUGGAAGGUAAUAUUACCAAUUUCAAACGCCUCGCAAAGGUGGUUGAUUAUAUCGGUGACGUUGAAGGUCGAACAACGUUGAAGACUUAUUCUAACGAUACAGAGAAUUUACCUAAUUUAGUUAUCUCAGCUUGUAAACAUAACCAGGUUGAUAUUCUCGUGUAUAUUUUCGGUAGUAGAAAGGUCUUCGAUAGUUUAUCUAUCAAUGUCGACGAUAAUCAUACUGUAUCGCCUUACGAAAAAGACGACUCCGGUCACGAUGCGUUUUAUUACGCUGUACGUUCUGGUAAUGCUCAACUAGUCGAUAUUCUAAUUAGUAAAUGGCCAGGUGACUAUUUCGCUAAACGUUCGGACGAGUUAGAUGAGGUUCUUGCUAGAGCUUACGAAGAGCUAAAGUUGAAAAAUGUAACGUUGUCCGAGGAGGUGGAGAUUUUCGUUGAGAACAAGUUGUUGAGUCUUCGUUUCUUUUCUAAUUCGUCAGGUCAGGUUCGGCCCAGUGCUAAAGACGUUCUUAGUAAUAUCAAAGAACGAAUCGAUUUAGUUCUCGAUAAUAUAGAUUUGCUCAAGUCAGAGUAUUUGAAUGGGGAAAAAGUUGACGAGAAAUUUUUAUUCGUUGCUAGAUUUAUCGCUCAAAAUAUUCACGUUCUUAAACGUCAAUUGAAAUUGACCUAUGAUCGAUUACCUUGGGAGGAGAUUGAAUUUUGUCUAGUUAGUUUCGUUUCUUCUUAUAUGAAACAGCAGGAGAUUAAUCUUUUCUAUCGCGCUAUAUUAACUAAAACUAAAAUGCUCGAUUAUUUGGAUAGUUUUGCCAAGAAACUCGAAUACGAUAAAGCUGUCAUUGUAGACCGACCCGACUACUGGACCCUCGCCGAAUCCCGGAAUUUGAAACGAGAUCAAGUUGUAGUCGAGAUUGUCAAGAAUAACCCCGAAUUCAAAGAGUUGUUUGACGAUUAUCAACAAAUACGAGAUAUUCAUUCGCUCGAGACCAUCGGCGGUUACUUGAACUUGGCUUUGUGUGCUGAUCCCAAAGAACGAGAAGGCCAACUAAUCAUCACUCGAGCUUUGCAAGUCAUCGGCGAGUACCUGAAGAACACUCUCGAGUCCCCGAAGCUGUCAAAUUCCACGGCUGAACGUAUUUUAUCAUCUUUAUCUGAAAUUACUCAAAAAGUGAUCAUCGAUUUACGUAAUUCGCUGUCUCAUUCGUCUUCACUUCUCAAGAGAACGGAAAUCGAAGAAAAUCUAGACGUUGGCUUCUUCAUCGGUGUUCAAAAUGAUGCAAAAAGGAUCUGCGAUGUGAUCACUGAAAUUCUGUAUAAUAAUAAGAUUAAAAUGAUCGAAGCUUUGUUGAACAGAAUUAUCGAUAGCAAUCAUCUAGAUGUGGUCGAAAGCAUCGCAGAAGUAUUGAGAUACGUCGAAGUAGACGAAUCCAAUACUGAUGAGUUCAAAAUGACAGAACUCGAGAACCUUGAGAAACGUAUCCAGGAGUUGAACGAUGCUAUUCCUAUGAAAACAGCACAUGAGGAGGAGCUGUUUGAUAAAAUCAACGUUAAAAUGAAGCUUGCUGAGAAUCAAUCGAAUAAUAUCAGAGCUGAUUAUAAAACUGUAUUUAAUGUAUUUAGAGUGACGAGUGAAUUUUUGAAUGAAAAUGAUCUCGAUGCUAAUUAUAUCAAGUCAAUCAAACAUGCUUCCAAAGAAGCAUUAAAAGCCUUAGUUCCUCCUAUGGAAUCUGGCAGCCUGAAAGAGAUCAUCAACUUGUCUUAUGAUAUUUUGCAUAGCGCCUGCUCCAGAAUGGAAGGAGAUGAUCUGGAUAGUGUGAGACGUAUUCAAAGAGAACUGUUUUACAUUGCCGAUUACAGAUUAACCGACAUUAAAUCGAUGGAAAAAUUAAGAGAAAAGUUGUGCAAUAAAAGUUCUUUUUUGCCUGUUUCUAGACAGAAGAACCCGGACAACAUGACCGAAGAAGAAUUCGAGAAACAGCUCGUUUCAAAGUUAUCCGAAUUGCAGAAUGUUUUAAAAAAUAACUUAUCCAGCAGCGCAUUGAUGCAGAAACUACCUUCUUUCAAGAACAAUAAAAAGUUCCAAGCUGUUGUUGAGAUGCUGGUUUUGGAUAUUAUGUCGAUCCUAGGAAGAUCUGAGAGGCAUCUUGAAAACAAUCUGCUGUUUCUAGACGAUAAUUCCCCUCUAUUGACCGGAAAAUGUUUACGUAAUCAUCUCGCUCAUGGUAAUGUUUUACUCGAUGUGCUGCUAUCCGAUCCAUCCAACGCGCUUAUUUUGAACGCUGAAAAACUCAUCUCAGAAAACGUCGUUUGUAGCAAGAGGAAAGUUGGAAAAUUGAUCAGAGAUGAUCCGUCCAAGUUGAAAGACCGGUAUGAUCAAAGCCUCUUCUCAAUCAUCAAUCAAAAAAAGAUGUUCACUGCGUUGGAACGAGGUGAUGUAGAAGAUUUCAAGAAGUAUCUUCAAAAUGGCGCCGAUAUCAAUGGCAGAAAUAUUGAUUCGUGGACAGCGUUACAUUAUGCCGCCGCCGGACCCAGUCUCGAAGCGAUGAGAUUCAUCCUCAAUCAGAAUUCCGAUCUGAGUGCCGAAGUGAAAAACACCGAUGGUCAGAGCCCUCUUCAUAUCGCUGCUGCUCGUGGCCAAAAACAUAUUGCGGAGUUUUUGCUCGCUGAAGUCCACGUACCAGUCGACGAUCGAGAUAAGAAUAAUAGAACACCAUUGCAUAUGGCAGCUAAAAAUGGUCACAAAGAUGUGGUCAAUGUUUUACUGAAGUUCAACGCUGAUACCAAUUGCAAAGAUAGGCACAGUCAUUCACCUUUGCAUUAUGCUACCCAGUAUAAUCAUAUCGAUGUCGUCCAAAUUCUACUGAAAAAAGAACCCCAUCCUGAUUACAAACAGAUUUUGGGCGGUUACACGUUGUUGCACAUAGCUGCACGUAACGGUAGUCUCGAAGUUGUCGAGUAUUUACUGCAGAAAGGAGCCAACGUCAAUGCCAAACACGACAGUAAUGAGAUUCCUUUAUUCGAAGCUGCUCGAAAUGGUCAUCUGGAGGUAGUCAAAUUGUUGAUUCUCAAAGGAUCACAAGUCAACACUAGAGUACUGAAUGGGUCUGCGCCGUUACACAUGGCUGCUGUAAAUGGCCAUAAAGAAGUUGUUGAAGUUCUUUUGACAAAUGGAGCCGAUCUGAACAUCGCGUGUAAAACUUUCCUUAAUACGCCGUUACACCAUGCCACAAAAGAAGGUCACCUAGAAGUUAUCAAAGUUUUAAUGACGUACAAAGCUAACCCAAAUGUAUCCACUUCAGUUGGUUUGACUCCGCUACACCUUGCAGCAGAACAUGGGUACUCAGAAAUCGUCACUUAUCUCAUCAAACAUGGUGCUAAUGUUGAUGCUAGAGAAAAAAAUAUGUCUACUCCUAUGCAUUAUGCCAUAUAUGCUGGUCAUAAAAACAUAGUCGAGAUUCUUAUUGCCAAUAAAGCAGACGUGAAUGCCAAAUCUGACGAUGGUUUAACAUUUCUACACAAGGCUGCGUUGAGAGGACAUGUAGAUAUCGUUGAUGUUCUCAUCAAAAACAACGCCAAUGUCAAUAGUCCAGCAGCGAAUGGUGGUACACCGUUACUUCCUGCUGCUCAAAAUGGUAAUGUCGAAGUGAUCGAACUUCUCCUGAGAAAUAAAGCAAAGAUGAACGUGAAAACGACCGACGGUAUGACAGCUUUACACAUAGCUGCUGCAUGUGGCAAUACAGAUGCCGUUGCUGUCCUAUUGAAACACAAAGUUGACGUGAAUUGCAAAAAUAACCUCCGUAUAACUCCGUUGCAUGCAGCUGCCCAACAUGGUUUCAAAGAUAUCGUCGAUCUUCUGAUUAAAAACAACGCCGAUAUUCACGCUACUGCUGUGCAACCAGAUGAAGGAAAACCUGGAUGUUUUAUUACAGCCAGCACGUUAGCUUUAGCUGCAGACGCCGGUCACGCCGAAAUUGUCGAGAUGCUGUUGGCAAAUGGAGCUAAUAUCAACACCAAAAGUAUAGAUGGUGAACCGCUUCUGAUUCGGGCUGCGAGCUAUAAUCAAAAAGAUAUUGUCAGAGUUCUGGUGUCCCAUGGUGCGGAUGUGAAUGUAAAUAGAGGUCGUCCAUUAUUAUAUGCUGUAUUUUAUGGUCAUAGAGAAAUCGUCGAGAUCCUGCUGCAAAAUGGAGCUCGUGUCAAUAUUAAAGUUGAUGACGAGGGCCAUAGUAUCUUACAUCCGGCUGCCAAAAGAGGCAUCAAAGAAAUUGCGGUUGCUUUGGUAAAUAAAGGAGCCGAUGUGAAUGCUGUGAACAUCGAGAAUAUAUCACCUCUGUAUAUCGCAGCUCAAGAAGGUACCGAUCAAGUGGCCGAAGUUCUAAUCGCCAACAAAGCAAACAUCAAUGCCGUCAACAAGCAUGGAACUCCGUUGCAUCGGGCUGCUGGACACGGUCAUGAGAGUAUGGUUGCUCUUCUGCUAAAAAAUGGAGCAAAGACCUAUAUCAAAAAUGGCUGGGAUAGAACACCGUUGGAAAUCGCUGUGAUUUGUAGUCAAUUGCGAAUCGUUGAAAUGUUCCUACAGCAUGAAAAAGUCGAUGUGAACGCUAAAGGUGGCAGUAAUAUGACAUUGCUACUACUCGCUAUGCCAGAAUCCAGCUUGGAGAUGGUAAAAUAUCUCGUGAGUAAAGGAUCUGACAUCCACGCUACAGAUGAUAGAGGUUCAAAACCUAUACAUUUUGCUGCCAAAAGAGGCCAUAAAAAUAUGGUCGAGUUUUUCAUCAGCAAAGGAUUACUUGUUGAUGAGACCGGAGCGAGUGAUUUCACAUCGCUGCAUUUUGCAGUGAUGAAAGAUCACUUAGAGGUUGUCAAAUACUUGAUCGGAUUUGGUGCCAACGUGAAUGCCAGAAGUGUACAUGGUUUAACUCCGAUGCAUUUUGCUGCUGGCCUCGGUCUUGUGGACGUAGCUAAAGUUCUGGUAGAAAAUGGCGCAGCGUACAACUCAGUUGAUAAUCAUUCCAGAAGACCUUGGGAUAUGUUCGAUAAUAAAUCCGCCGAAACGAAAUCGACUCGCAGUAAGAAUGUUGUCAACGCGCUGCUAUCAACUGAAAAAUUAUUCGAAGCUGUGAAAAGUAACUGCCCAUCUGGUGUUGAGAAUUUCAUCAAAUCCGGAGCGUUCGUAAAUGCUAAAAAUACCGAUACAGAGACUACUCCGCUUCAUUACGCUGCCUGGAAAGGAUGCGAUAAGAUCGUCGGUAUUUUAAUUCAGCAUAAAGCCAAUACUAAUGCGGUCUGCAGUCAAGGAUUUACUCCUUUACAUUACGCUGCCAAAUUCUCGCACCUGAAAUGUGUCAAAAUUCUGCUGCUUCAUGGAGCUAUUUACAACGCUGCGUCGAAUAAUGGUAAAACACCUGCGAAUUUUACCACAGAUAAAAAUAUCGUCAACUUGUUCAAACUAAUCGAAGACUCGUUUGAAAAGAUCAAAAGUGUCGAUUGCCGAAUUAUCGAUGAUCUCAAUAGAGUAAAAGACACCGAAACGUUGAAAGCUGUGAUGAAUGCUCGUAACAGGGAAAACAAAUCGCUGAUCGCUGCUGCGCCGCCUUCACUAGCCAACAAACUGAAAGAGGUGCAAAUAGGCGAUGUAUCUGGUGGCAUUGAUGUCGCUUCUGCACUCUUGGGCGGUGGAUUUCUAGAAGAAGGCCACGCUCUUCUCGAAAAUUUAUACGAAAAAAGAGAACGCGUCCUAGGAUCGGAUAAUCCGGGCACGUUGGAUGUUCGUAAGAAUCUAGCCCAGGCAUUAUACAAACAAGGCAACUACCAAGGUGCUCUGGAUAUACUCGAAGAAGUCCUGGCCAAACAAAAAGAUUUGUUGGGUUGGAACCAUCAGUCUACUAUGGAUACCAGAAGUUUCCUCGCCUGGGUUUUAUUCAAACAAGAAAAGAUUCAACAAGCUUAUGAUAUUUUUCAAGAAGUUCUUCCAAAGCAAGAAGAACUGCUCGGCUUCAACCAUACCGAUACUGAGACAACUCGAGGACAGAUGGCUGGUGUAUUGGAAAGAAUGGAUAGGAACGAAGAAGCCUUAGAUAUCUAUAAAUCAGUUUACGAAAGCAGAAGGAAAAAAUACGGUGAACAUAGCUUGAAUACUAUAAGCAUUCGUAAUAAUAUCGCGGUAAUUCUCGACAAACUUGGUAAAUACGAAGAAAGUCUGAAAAUCUACGAAGAGGUUUUCGAGAAGAAGAAAUCGAUUUUAGGUAUGCAUAACGCGGAUACGUUGAGAACGUUACAAUGCAUGGCUGCCACCCUAUGCCAGCAGAAAAAAUACGAAGAAUCUUUGAAAAUGUACCGGGAAGUGUUGGAUUAUCAGAAAAAAUCGUUGCCACCUAACCAUCCGGAAAUUUUCAAUACUCAGAAUAUGCUGGGGCAUGCUCUUCUCGCUCAAGGUAAAAGAAUCAGCGCUUUUAAAGUAUUCAAAGAAUGCUUGGAUCAAUUUCAACACGUAUUAGGUCCGAAUCAUCCGACUAUUUUGAAAAUUUUGCAAAAAAUUGAGCUUAUUAAUCUCGCAUUCAAGUACGAAGGCAGCAACGCGUCGGAAAUGUUGAUGUAUUUGCAGACUGAUAUUAACGUAGCUGCUAGUAAGGGAGAUCUACGAACUGUCGAACGUUUACUGCAAGACGGAGCCGAUGUCAGCGAUAAAGAUAUCGAAGGGAGGACUCCUCUACAUUUCGCUGUCAGCGGUGGUCACGUUGAAGUCGUGAAUGUGCUGCUGAGAAAUGAAGCCGAUGUUACUGCCACCACUAACAAAGGUAACACACCUUUACAUAUGGCUGCUUCUAAAGGUCAUAAAGAAAUCGUCGAGAUUUUAUUAAAACAAGUCGAACGUGAUCAAUUGAACGAGUUCAUUAACGCCAAAACUACAUCCGCCGGUGCUACGUCGCUCCACGUUGCAGCUAAAAGUGGUUUCGUAGAGAUCGCUAAAUGUUUAUUGAAACACGGUGCUAUUUACGACGCGAAGAAUAAAGAAGGUAAAACACCGAUCGAUCUUUCGACUGAUGAGAAAAUCGUCAAACUUCUGAAAUUAAUCGAAGAAAUGUUUGAAGGAGCGAAAAAAGGCAGCGUUGAGAUUAUAAACAAACUUAAAGCAUUGCAACCCGAUGAUUUUUCAGCUGUGACGAAUACUCGUAAUGCUCAGAAUCGUGGAUUAAUGCAAGUUGCUAUCGUCAAUAAACACAAAAUUAUCGCUAACGAGUUGCUGAAGAUGUUGAAGAAAAAUUGAUUUGUUUUGAAAAUUUUUUUAUCGUUUAUUUAGGGAGUGGAGUUGGGGUUCGCUAAUUAAAUUUGUUGAAUAUCGAAUCAUACCUACUUAUCGAAAUAUUUAUGUUGGAUGUUUGGUUGAUCGGAUGUUGAAUGAUUCAAUUUGAGUAUUACUAAGUUCUGAAAAUUAUUAGUGAUUUUAUCAGGCGUGCUGAAAAUAU
This is a messenger RNA of Planococcus citri (citrus mealybug), 8428 nucleotides long. RefSeq lists its product as uncharacterized. The transcript has 4 exons. The record is from RefSeq and is a predicted model, not a curated record. Bases 796 to 8229 code for a protein of 2477 amino acids. Lineage: Eukaryota; Metazoa; Arthropoda; Insecta; Hemiptera; Pseudococcidae. Gene Ontology annotation, molecular function: protein binding.